AGAGACACUGACUAAAGAGAGAAAAUAAGAGAGAGGGGGACAGAGAGAGAGAAAGAGAGAGUUCAAGAAAAGUUAGAGAUACUGAAUAAAGAAGGAAAAUAAGAGAGAGAGAGAGAGAGAGAUCUCAAUAUGGCUGAGAGUCCAGUAACCUUUUUAGUAGAAAAGCUAGCAGCACUGUUUGAAAGAGAGGUGAACCUCUUAAGAGGGGUUCGGGAAGAAGUUGUGUGUCUAAGAGGUGAUCUUGAACAAAUGAGGGCAUUCCUCAGAAUUGCUGAUGCAUUGCAUGAGAGUGAUGAGGAGCUCAGUGUAUGGGUUAGGCAAGUCAGAGAUGUUGCCCAUGAAACUGAGGAUCUUCUUGACGAGUACACACUUCUCCAAGGACAUAAUCAUGGACAUGGUCUCUAUGGCGCUUUCUGCAGAUUGGCUUGCUGUAUUAAGAACAUGAAAGCUUGUUAUCGAAUCGCAGCAGACUUGAAGAGCAUUAACUUGAGACUUCGAAAGAUCAGCCAGGUUCACAAGCGGCUUCGUCACAAGUUCAGCAGAGUUGAACAUGGUUCUAGCUCGGCUGGUGCUCUCAACACUUGGCAGGAUCGUCGUGACGAUGCCCUUCUGUUGGACAAAUCUGAUCUCGUGUGGAUCGAUGAGCGAAAGAAGCAGCUUGUUGAGUGGCUCACCAAAGGUGGUUCCGGUCGAGAAGUUGUUUCACUGGCUGGACAAGGUGGUAUGGGGAAGACCACCUUGGCUAAGCAAGUCUAUGAUGAUGAUGAAGUUAAGAAGAAUUUCAAAGUACGUGCAUGGAUCACUGUUUCCCAAUCUUUUGAAAUAGAGGACGUGCUCAGAGACAUGGUUGAACAGCUAUUCAAAGCGAAAAAAAGAAGAGUGCCAUCAUCAGUUGAGAACAUGAACAACAAUCGCCUCAAAACGACAAUCAAGGAGUUGCUGCAAAGAAAAAGGUAUCUGAUUGUUUUGGAUGAUGUGUGGCAGUUGCACGCAUGGCGUGCUUUGCAGUAUGCUUUGCCUAACAACAGCUUCGGUAGCAGAGUUAUGCUCACUACUCGAAAUACUGAUGUAGCUUCUACUGCGGGCAUAGAAUCAGAAGGCAAAACAUACUUUUUGGAGCCUUUACCCCUGGCCGAGUCAUGGGACUUGUUCUGUAGAAAGACGUUUCAGGGGAUUACGUGUCCUUCUCACUUAGAGGAAAUUUGUAAGUGGAUUUUGAAAAAAUGUGAAGGAUUGCCUCUUGCCAUUGUAGCAAUCAGUGGUGUCUUGGCUACAAAAGAUACACGCAGGAUCGACGAGUGGGACAUGGUUGCUCGUAGCCUUGGAGCUGAAAUUGAUGGAAAUGACAAACUGAAGGAUCUGAAAAAGGUUCUUUCUCUUAGUUUCAAUGAUCUGCCUUACUAUCUCAAGUCAUGUUUCUUGUACAUGAGCAUCUUUCCUGAGGAUCAUCUCAUCGAGCGUAUGAGGGUAAUUCGCUUGUGGGUAGCAGAGGGAUUCAUUGAAGCAAAAGAAGGUAAGGUAUUGGAAGAAGUAGCUGAUGACUAUCUCAAUGAUCUCUUGAAUAGAAGCUUGAUGCAAGUUGCAACAACUACGAGUGAUGGAAGGGUCAAAACUUUUCGGAUCCAUGACCUUCUCAGAGAGAUCAUCAUUUCGAAAUCAAGAGAUCAGAACUUUGCUACAAUUGUGAAAGAACAGAAUAUUCAGUGGUCUGAUAGAGCUCGGCGCUUGUCAGUACAUUACACCUUGCAACAUCUUCAGCCCAAUAGGUCAGUUUCUCAACUACGAUCUCUCUUUGUGUUUGAGGUUGUUGAGAAAUUACGGUUGCAUACAUUGUUUCCAGGUGGUUUUCGGUUACUUUCUGUCUUAGAUCUUCAAAAUUCUCAUUUGAAGAGAUUUCCAAUUGAAGUUGUGAACUUAUUUUACUUGAAAUAUCUGAGCUUAAGGGAUACCCAAGUAAAAAUAGUUCCAAGAUUAAUUGGGAACCUUCAGAACUUAGAGACAUUAGACCUUAAACAUUCUCAAGUUACUGAGUUACCUGUUGAGAUACUCAAGCUCCAACGGUUGCGCCAUCUCUUGCUAUAUCGAAACGAGUACAUAUAUCAUGAGCUUUUUGAAUCAAAGUCUGGUUUUAAAUUUAUGGGAAACAUUGGAGUUCUGCAAUCCUUACAAAAAUUAUGCUUCAUUGAGGUAAAUCAUGGUGGUGAUUAUAAUGUUGUCAAGGAGGUGAGGAAUUUAACUCAGCUAAGAAGGCUAGGCAUUAUAAAGUUGAGAAGAGAAGAUGGAAAAGUUCUAUGUUCAUCAAUUGAAAAGCUUACUAAUCUUCGUGCACUCUCAAUAGCUUCGAUUGAAGAAGAUGAGAUCAUUGAUCUUGAUCACCUUUCUACUCCUCCAGUGCUGCUUCAAAGGCUGUACAUGAGAGGAAGGUUGGAAAUGCUACCUCACUGGAUUUCUUCACUCCAAAGCCUUGUCAAACUGUCUUUGAAGUGGAGCAGAUUAAAGGAUGAUCCAUUGGUGUACCUACAGCACAUUCCCAAUCUUGUUCAGCUAAUAUUAUGCCAGGUAUUCACUGGAGAUAAGUUGUGCUUUCGGGCUGGUGGAUUUAGAAAGCUGAAGAUUUUAGGCCUGGAUGAUUUUGAUGAGCUCAAAUGCAUACAAUUGGAGCCAGGGGCAAUGGAAUUUCUUGAGAAUCUAAGCAUCAGACAGUGUGAGCGUCUUGAGACGGUUCCCUCAGGCAUUGAAAAUCUAACCAAACUGAAAUUGCUUGAGUUUUUUGAUAUGCCUGCAGAACUAUUCAACACUCUUCGUCCUGAUGUGAAAGAUAGUGAUUAUUGGAGAGUGGCACACAUCCCAGAAGUUUAUUCAACCUACUGGAUAGAAGGAGAAUGGAAAGUAUAUUCCUUGGAGAGUUUGAGCGAUGGAGAGAACUGUCCUCUACCUAACACUGUCAUCAAAACUCUUGAUCUUCAUACUCGUUGGAAGUAACUUUUGUUCCGCAUAAUGAACUUCAUUCUCUACUCCAUGAUAAUUAUAAUGUACAUACUCUCAUAUACUUGUAAAUCUUCUGUGCAACUUGAAGAAAGCAGUUGCAUAUACUACUAAACAAGUUUAGUUCAGGUAAAUUAAAAUGGUAGGAGUGUUUUUUUACGGAAAGGAUUUGUGUAAAAUUGAUAUAUAUGCCUUUGGCACUGGUAGAACUGCUGGUCUAUAAUGUAUUACUUAAAUAUUCUGUAAGUUUAGGCAGCAUCCUGCAUGUCUCAACUGUCAAGUAACAUGGCUUUGCGAGUGGUGGUAACAAUAUUAACUAUAACUCAAUUGACCAUGUUACUCUAUUAGUGUU
This is a messenger RNA of Humulus lupulus (European hop), 3337 nucleotides long. RefSeq names its product disease resistance protein RPM1-like. Gene Ontology annotation, molecular function: ADP binding. Lineage: Eukaryota; Viridiplantae; Streptophyta; Magnoliopsida; Rosales; Cannabaceae. The record is from RefSeq and is a predicted model, not a curated record. Gene Ontology annotation, biological process: defense response to other organism. The coding region runs from base 130 to 2982 and encodes 950 amino acids. The transcript has a single exon.